UAUUGUUGAGAGAAGGCUGAGAGUCAUCUUCGAUAAAACUUGAAGACUCUCAGAAUCAUGAAAGCAAUACCUUUCCUUUUCUGUCUUUACUUUUGGUGAAUGCAAUAUUACUAUUUCAUAUGCCACAAAUCAUUUAAAAAGCUUAUGUCAUUGUCACUUUUUAUUUUAGCACCCCAUAAAUGAUCUUCUUUACCAAUGAACAACAUAGUGGAAAAUUAACUAUUACAAUAUGGCUUCUGUUCUCACUUUCUUCUCCUUGUAUCUCAUGCUUUUCUCAACUUCCUUCACCGUCAUUAAUGCGGUAUUCUCUGAACAAUCCCCCAUGGCCAUAUUAACAAAACACAUGGAGAAACUGACCCGCCUCCACUUCUAUUUCCAUGACACCCUUGAUGGAACAAACCCAACUGCUAUUAGAAUCGCUGGACCAGCAAACAGGUCAUUUAGCACUACUUUUAUGACAGAUGAUCCAUUGACUGAAGGGCCAGAGGCUAGUUCAAAGCUUGUGGGAAGAGCUCAGGGAAUAUAUGCAUUUGCUUCUCAACAUGACUCUGCCUUGCUUAUGGUGAUGAAUUUCGCUUUCUUGGAAGGUAAGUAUAAUGGGAGUGCCCUUAGCAUUCUUGGGCGUAAUCCUUUUCUCAAUAAGGUCAGGGAAAUGCCAAUCGUUGGAGGCAAUGGAGUUUUCCGAUAUGCUCGGGGCUAUGCCUUGGCAAAGACAGUUUCGUUUACUCCAAAAACUGGAGAUGCUGUGGUUGAAUACAAUGUGUCUGUCUUGCACUUCUGAGAGUUCAAAGUUCUUCAGUAUUACGUGUUCCAAAUCAGUCAUGUUUGUAGCAGUGUUUCUACUAUUGGAUAGUAGUGUAAUUUUUCUAAUAAUAGAAUAAGGCUAUUGGGGUAUAUCACAUGCUAGAGGGACAGAUUAUUCAUUAUCCAUAAACUUAUUUGUCUCAACCAAAUGGAAAAAAGCUCAAUCUAUAAAACCAUUCCGUAUACACUUGCAGAAAUGAAAAACAUAUAGACCCCUUUUGUACAAAGAAAAAGAAAAAUUACAAACAGAAAGGAAAAGGAAAAGAAAUCAUUGGCCCCAUGGAAAAUAAUCUCAGUUCUACCUCCAAGCUGAAAGCGAAAAUAGGGGAUUAUCUCGCCAGCAGAUAGCCAAACAUCCAUUCUCUUCUUUGACAUUAUACUGAUUAUCAUAGCUCUGCAAUAAUUCUUUUGCCUUUAUCAUACCAAGAAAGCUAAAAUGUACCCUCCCAAAACCAGCCAACUCAAGCCUUAAAAUCCAUUUCUCAAGCUUCUCAUGCCUCUCCUUUCUCUCCACUCCUUCACAUGCUAUGAUGUUUUUAA
Quercus lobata is the source of this 1344-nucleotide messenger RNA. Its product is annotated as dirigent protein 22-like. The transcript has a single exon. NCBI's taxonomy places the organism in Eukaryota, Viridiplantae, Streptophyta, Magnoliopsida, Fagales, Fagaceae. The record is from RefSeq and is a predicted model, not a curated record. The coding region runs from base 230 to 781 and encodes 183 amino acids.